AUGCCGCCGUGGGGCAUCAGGAGAUCAUGGCUGUCUUGGAUGCUAUUUCUCUUUGUUUCCUGUAUUCUGGGCUUGGCGGAGGGUUAUGAAAUGGUUGACGGGUCGAAUUGGAGGGUGGAAAAUGGAUCGGUGACUGCUGGUUUUUACCGAUGGGUCGGGUCAUAUUACAAUGGAACAACUACGAUUGAAUUCAACCCAUUCGCAGGACUAGCGGCGAACCAGAGUGAGCAGUCUCAUCAAGACGAUUGUCCGGAACUCCACGGCCCUCGAACCAUCGCCAAAUUCGACGGCAGACUGGCCGUCACCGAAACAGCCAAGAAGUUCGGGGACGACCAGAACCCCCUUGAUUUCUAUCUCGGUCUUUGGAAUCUCGGAUUCAACACUUCGGAGCUGGUAGACACAAUCACUUUUCCAUCAGAAAAGUGGUCCCUUUCUCAGCUAGGCACGCAGGGCGCACCAUAUAACGUGUCCACCACCAAUUUUGACCAUAGCUAUAGCCGGCGUCUCCGUUUCAACAUGAGCGAUUGUUACACCGGCGAAGAGAGGCCGUACAAAGGAAUAUUAAUCUCCAAAGCGUGGACGAAUCUGACCACUUAUGGAGUGCCAAUCUCCAUGCGAAAUAGCUCGGAAAACUGGCAAUAUCCGGAUCCGGUCAUGAAUAUGCAAUUCGACAGCGGCAGUGCAAAUCUCACCGUCACUGGGUACCUCGAGGCGCAGCCCGGUGCGAGAUAUCUGUCCUACUGGAAACCGGAAUACUAUAUUCCAGGUCAAAUUAAGAUGACAUUCCAGGGUCGAGUGGACAAUUACCAUUCCGAUGUUCUGACCAGUGAUAGUUCUACUCCGACCUGGCGCAGAACUGUUCGCUGUGGCAUUGGUUCUAGCGACGAGGACGUCCCCAAUAGCACUGGGAAAGCUGGUGGAUCGAGUGCUCGCGUCAUCCCAGGAAAUCUCUGCCUUGUUUCUUUGGUCGUUGCGGCAGGUAUCUCCAUUAUAUACUUUUAA
Molecule: messenger RNA, 1002 nt
Organism: Penicillium argentinense
Lineage: Eukaryota; Fungi; Ascomycota; Eurotiomycetes; Eurotiales; Aspergillaceae
Exons: 3
Coding region: 1-1002 (333 amino acids)
Source: RefSeq, a predicted model, not a curated record